Messenger RNA from Coccomyxa subellipsoidea C-169, 1065 nucleotides. Its product is annotated as LmbE-like protein. The transcript is spliced from 6 exons. Gene Ontology annotation, biological process: GPI anchor biosynthetic process. The record is from RefSeq and is a predicted model, not a curated record. Gene Ontology annotation, molecular function: N-acetylglucosaminylphosphatidylinositol deacetylase activity. Bases 1 to 1065 code for a protein of 354 amino acids. NCBI's taxonomy places the organism in Eukaryota, Viridiplantae, Chlorophyta, Trebouxiophyceae, Coccomyxaceae. Gene Ontology annotation, cellular component: endoplasmic reticulum.
AUGUUUUUGCCUGAGACGUCCAAGCAGGCGGAGCAGCAAGCGAGUGCUUGGGGUGCCAGCCCAGGCAGACUAUUUAGGUGCAGGCAGGCGUGCCAGGACAGAGAAGGAAAUAGAAGGAGGAUAGCGGUCGCCAGCUUGCUGGCCCUCUGCGUCGGAUCCCUAUUGCUGCUGGAGACAGGAUCACUAGGCCGCCUUGCGGAGUCCCCAAUCAGCAAUCCUGGCAGGGUCCUGCUAGUGACCGCCCAUCCCGAUGAUGAAGUCAUCUUCUUUUCGUCGACCAUCUCAGCACUCCACGCUUCGGGUCUUGAAGUGUUUCUGCUGUGUCUAACUAACGGUGACGCGCACGGGCUUGGAGGAGUGAGGGAGAGGGAGCUCAGAGCAGCUGCAAAGGCUCUGCAGAUCGACAGCCUGCAUUUGAACAUCCUGAACGACAGCAGGAUACAAGAUGGGCACCACGAGGAGUGGGAGCAGGAAUAUGUAGCAGCUGUAGUGCGGAAGGAAGUCAGGAGGCUUUUGAUCAACACGAUCAUCACAUUCGACCCUGCCGGAGUGACGGGCCACAAAAACCACAAAGGGUGCCACGAUGGGGUCAGGCAGUAUGUGACGGCGUGCGUGAGGGAGGAGGGAAUGCAGCGGUGUCCGGACGCUUGGUCGCUGACGACUACAGAUGACGUGAGAACGCACCUGUCUAUUUUCGACAUAAUUCCCUCGGCGAUUGACGGCCACAGGGGGAAUGAGAGCGCCAUGUUCCUGAAUCACGACCUGCUCGGCAUGUUCAAGGCCAUGGCGGCCCACAAAUCGCAGUCACGCUGGUGGCGGCAUGUGCUGCUGACAAGGUACACAUUCGUCAACACGCUGCAGCGGGUGCAGCCCCUGCUGACGGAGUGGACGCUGCCGCUGCCGGCGCCCUCCGGCCUGGCCGCCACCGCCGCCACCGCCGAGGAAGCGGGGGAACCCCAGGGGGACCAGGUCACUACCGCGGCAAUGACCAGUGGCGCCGCGGCCAAGCGCGACAAGUUCAUGGCCCGCAUGAGCCGCCGUGUCAUGAAGAACAUCCGCCGGUGA